Nematolebias whitei (Rio pearlfish) is the source of this 1251-nucleotide messenger RNA. It is a transcript of the gene pcyt1bb, whose product is annotated as phosphate cytidylyltransferase 1B, choline b. NCBI's taxonomy places the organism in Eukaryota, Metazoa, Chordata, Actinopteri, Cyprinodontiformes, Rivulidae. Gene Ontology annotation, molecular function: choline-phosphate cytidylyltransferase activity; phosphatidylcholine binding. The record is from RefSeq and is a predicted model, not a curated record. The transcript is spliced from 8 exons. Bases 113 to 1174 code for a protein of 353 amino acids. Gene Ontology annotation, biological process: CDP-choline pathway.
CACGCUCUCCCGUCAUCAGGGUCAGGCAGGCUGAGGGGAUGAAAACUUAAAAAGGCACGCAGGCUCAGAAACCAGCUGCUCGGUAGAGACGAACGACAGGCCAACAUCCAGGAUGGCCAGGAGGAGACGAGGCCGAAGCAGUAAUGGGCAAAAACAGCAGAACCCGCAGAACCGGAGAGGAGGAGACCCUCGCAAGGCUCUACGGGAGCCAGCCCCCUUUGCCAAGCCAACAGAUUGGGAGUCAGUGGACCCCCAUGAAAAACUGACUAUUACUCAAGCAAGAAAAGGAACACCAGCUCACCGUCCAGUGCGAGUCUAUGCCGAUGGGAUCUUUGAUCUUUUCCAUUCGGGACAUGCUCGGGCUCUGAUGCAGGCCAAGAAUGUGUUCCCCAACACUUACCUGAUAGUAGGAGUGUGCAGCGAUGAACUCACCCACAAGUUUAAGGGCUACACGGUGAUGACGGAGGAUGAACGCUACGAAGCGCUGCGGCACUGCCGUUACAUUGACGAGGUGGUGCGAGACGCGCCCUGGACACUUACCCCAGAGUUCCUCAAGAAACACAAGAUUGAUUUUGUGGCCCAUGACGACAUCCCUUACACGUCUGCUGGAUCAGAGGACGUUUAUAAGCACAUCAAGGAAGCAGGGAUGUUUGUUGCCACUCAGAGGACGGAGGGAAUCUCCACAUCAGAUCUGAUAACUCGAAUCGUCCGAGACUACGACAUCUACGUUCGUCGCAACCUGCAGAGAGGCUACACGGCUCGAGAGCUGAACGUUGGGUUCAUCAAGGAGAACAAGUAUCGGCUUCAGAACCAGGUGGACAAGAUGAAGGAGACGGUUCGAACCGUGGAGGAAAAGUCCAAACACUUCGUCAACAGGGUGGAGGAGAAGAGCCAGGACCUCAUUCUUAAGUGGGAGGAGAAGUCGCGGGAGUUCAUCGGCAACUUCCUUGAGCUCUUUGGACCGGACGGAGCAUGGCACACCAUCCAGGAGCGCAGCGGCCGGAUGCUUCAGGCCUUGUCCCCCUACUCCUCCCCCCGCGGCUCCCCCAGCAGCAGUCCCACCAGGUGGCGUUCGGUUUCGCCAGAGUCACUCCCCUCCUCUGCCUCCCCUCCAUCCUCACCACCUUCAAGCAAAAAGAGGACUCGCUCCCCUCUGAAAGCAGCAAGUCAUUAGUCAUGGAUCUGACCUGGACCGUGCCUAACAAGUGACUAAUGGUUAGAUUUAACAUGUACAGAUUCAAAUUGUUCAAC